Molecule: messenger RNA, 1591 nt
Organism: Drosophila subobscura
Lineage: Eukaryota; Metazoa; Arthropoda; Insecta; Diptera; Drosophilidae
Product: calcium uptake protein 1 homolog, mitochondrial
Exons: 1
Coding region: 119-1393 (424 amino acids)
Biological process (GO): calcium import into the mitochondrion; mitochondrial calcium ion homeostasis
Cellular component (GO): uniplex complex
Molecular function (GO): calcium ion binding
Source: RefSeq, a predicted model, not a curated record
CAGUUCGAGAGUUUGACCCAAAUUCCAAAAAACCAAACCGAUAUCGGGUUUUCCUACUCAAAUUUGUAGUUCCAUCAAUGUGGUUUUCCUUUUCCUUUCUUUUUGAAUUUCCGGUAACAUGUUUCGUGGAGGACCAUCCCUUCCCCUCCUUUUCUGUGCGCGCAGCAUGUGGGAUUUGAUCAACGACCAUUGCCGGAGUCUGAGAUGGAGUCCUGCGGACUUUGCCUGGCCAGCAGCUCUGGAAGCCUCUGGGACUGGCGAUGAUUAUUGCGAUAUUCCAACGGUGGAUCUGCACCAGAGGCGGGGCACACCCAUGCACCAUCGUGCCCGUUUCCGGGAAAAGACAAUCCGGGAGUACGAGAAUCGCUUGCGCCUGUACUCAAGCCCCGACAAGUUGUUCCGCUACUUUGCCACCAUCAAAAUGAAGAACCAUGCCGGCCGCUGGGAGGUGUACAUGACGCCGCAGGACUUUCUGCGCUCCAUAACGCCCGGAUCGGCCUCACAGCCCGAGAACCUCGGCCUGGACAAGUACCACAAAGUAACGGAGGAGCGUGCCAAGAAGUAUAGCUGCUCGACAUUGGCCAGCAACAGCAUUUUCUACAAGUUCCAAAAGGAUGGACUGCUCAGCUUUGGGGACUAUCUGUUCCUGGUCAUGCUGCUGUCCGUUCCGGAGCGAUACUUUGAGAUGGCCUUUCGCCUGUUCGACAUCAAUGGCGAUGGGAAUCUGUCCCACGAUGAUAUGAACUUGUAUCUCGCGAAAGUCUGCCAGGGGGAUGGCCACGUGAGGAACAUGAACAUCAACCACUACUUCUUUGGCCCCCAACUGAACCAGAAGCUCAACAUAAAUGUGUUCCUGGAGUUCCAGCGAACGCUGACCAGAGAGGUGCUGCUGCUCGAGUUCCAGGCUCUGUGCAAGAGCCCCGCGACGGUGCUCAGCGAGGUGGCCUUUGCCAGAGUGGUGCUGGCCUAUUCCGCAGCCAGCUCCUCCGAGCACUCGGCACUGCUGCUCCGUGUGCAGGAGAAGUACAAGGCCUCUGAUCGCGGCAUCACUCUGGAUGAGUUUCUGGACUUUUUUACGUUCCUCAAAGACGUGGCCGCCGUGGAUGCAGCCCUGACCUUCCACUACUUGAGUGGGGCGAACAUUUCGCGGCAGACCCUCAGCCAUAUUGCCAAUGUCGUGGUGGGAGUGCACCUAACCGAUCACAUCAUUGAUGUCAUUUUCACCAUCUUCGAUACGGAUGAUAAUGGUGUCCUCAGUCGCAAGGAGUUCUACCAGACGCUGCGCCAUCGCAUGACGCGCAGCACCAAAAAGAAGCCCGUCCAUCUGGCAUCCAUUAUGGGUAUUGCCUGCAAGUGUGCCGCCCAGGUGUUGGUGGAUCAAUAUUUAGACUGAAAGACAGCAACGAGAUGAAGCAGCCGUAGCCGCAGUUGCAGCCGCAGUAAAUGUCCUUAGCCAACUCCUUUGAGGGUAAAGGCUUUUAGCGCACAGACAAUACAGGCGGCAGAUCCAAGAACAAAGAGCUUCAGCCGCCACAGUCAGGUAACGUCAAUUGACUUAGCCUCGACGGCACACACAACAUGCGACAGCAGA